Talaromyces marneffei is the source of this 1473-nucleotide messenger RNA. RefSeq lists its product as uncharacterized. Gene Ontology annotation, molecular function: oxidoreductase activity, acting on paired donors, with incorporation or reduction of molecular oxygen; monooxygenase activity. The record is from RefSeq and is a predicted model, not a curated record. NCBI's taxonomy places the organism in Eukaryota, Fungi, Ascomycota, Eurotiomycetes, Eurotiales, Trichocomaceae. The transcript has a single exon. Bases 1 to 1473 code for a protein of 490 amino acids.
AUGACAGGCACCACUCCCCCAGCAACCGACGCACCCAAGAAGCAAAUCAUCCUCAAUGCCUUCGUCAUGAACACCCCGGGCCACCAGGCCCCGGGUCUCUGGCGCCAUCCCCGCAACAAAACAGACCAAUACAAAAAACUCUCCUUCUGGAACGAUCUUGCCCAACUUCUCGAUAACGCCGGGUUUCACGCAAUGUUCAUCGCCGACACACUAGGUCCCUACGAUGUCUACAAGGGACCAGCAAAUGUUGUUCCGUCUCUAGCAUCAGGUGCUCAGUUCCCGGUUAAUGACCCUCUGUAUUUGGUUCCGGCGAUGGCUUCUGUGACGAAAAAUUUGAUUUUUGGUGUCACGGCCAGUUUGACGUAUGAGAAACCGUAUGCGUUGGCGAGGAGGUUCUCGACGGUUGAUCACUUGACUGAGGGCCGAGUUGCGUGGAAUAUCGUGACUUCUUAUCUAGACAGCGCUGCUCGAAACCACGGCCUCAAGGAGCAGAUCCCGCACGAUGAGCGAUAUGCAAUUGCGCAUGAGUACAUGGAAGUCCUCUACAAGCUCUGGGAAGGCAGUUUCCGUGACGAUGCCGUCCUCGAAGAUCGAGAGUCAGGAAUCUACAUUGCCGAGGAUGCUGUACGAGAAAUCAACCAUAAAGGAAAAUACUUUGAAGUUCCUGGACCUCAUUUCUGUGAGCCGUCACCACAACGAACCCCAUUCCUUUUUCAGGCGGGCGUGUCUGCGGCAGGAAAUGGAUUCGGCGGCAAGCAUGGAGAGGCGAUUUUCAUUGGUGGUCAAACCCCUGAGUCCGUUCGCGAAAUUAUAGAUAAUAUCCGUAGCAUUGCAAAGAAGGAAGGCCGUGACCCGAAUCAUAUCAAGGUCAUAUUGGCAAUCUGCGUUAUCGUUGCUGCAACCGAUGAAGAGGCUCAUGCAAAGCGUGCAGAGUACUUGAAAUAUGCAGACUAUGAAGGUGCCUACGCCCUCUUUGGUGGAUGGACGGGCGUCGACUUAUCCAAGUUCUCCGAUGAAGAGAAUUUUCUCGAGACGCAUGCUCCCCGUGUCCAGCCUCUUAUUCGGCGAUGGGCAGCCUCGGUGCCAGGAACGGAGAAUCAGCCCUGGACCAAGAAGACUAUUGCGGAAUAUCUCUGCGCUGGCGGUUUACAGGCAAAAUUGAUCGGUAGUCCGACUACAGUCGCUGAUCAGAUUGAGCGCUGGGUUGAUUUGACGGAUGUGGAUGGGUUUAACGUUAUUCACAUAACGAAUCCAGGAUGUUUUGAGGAUGUGGCUGAAUAUCUGAUUCCGGAAUUGAGGCGGCGUGGAAGAUUUAGGAGUCGUCCGGAAAAGGAAGGGGCUACUGCUCGUGAGGUCUUUAUUGGGACAAAGAGGUUGCCAGAGGAUCAUCCGGGGAGCAAGUAUAAGUGGCGUGCUGGUGAGAGUAUUCCUGAAUAUGAACAAGAGGAUCAGCGGAAAACUUCUGGGAAAUAG